This is a messenger RNA of Acanthamoeba castellanii str. Neff, 1779 nucleotides long. RefSeq names its product aldehyde dehydrogenase. The transcript has 11 exons. The record is from RefSeq and is a predicted model, not a curated record. Gene Ontology annotation, molecular function: aldehyde dehydrogenase (NAD+) activity. NCBI's taxonomy places the organism in Eukaryota, Discosea, Longamoebia, Acanthamoebidae. Bases 1 to 1779 code for a protein of 592 amino acids.
AUGUUGGAGUGGCUGGGCGAUCUUUUCGGGCUGUUGUGGGGUGCCGUGGUGCUGGUCCUGUCCGUUGACUUCCUGAGCGACUUGCUCCUCCUCUCCGUGCUCUACGUUGUCGGCCGCUACGUCUACGUCGCGUUCCGCGGAAACAUCCAAAGCGGAAAGCCGGCGCGCAGCUUCAAGCUCUCCUCCGAGGAGUUUGGGGCGGGCAAGGAGUUGGACGCCAUCAACCCGGCCACCAACGAGAAGAUCACUACCGUCCGCGCCUUCACUCCCGACGAGGUCAACGAGUGCGUGAGGCGUGCGCGCGUGGCGCAGGCCGAGUGGGCCGAGACGUCGUUCGACGAGCGGCGCGCGGUGCUGCAGGACCUCAUGCACGCCGUGGUCGAGCAGCAGGACACCAUCUGCCACCUCUCCAUGCAGGACACCGGCAAGACCCGAAUGGAGGCCGAGUACGGCGAGAUCCUCACCACGUGCGAGAAGAUCCGCCACCUCAUCCGCAACGGCGAGGACGCCCUCAAGAGCGAGAGCCGCGGCGUCCCGCUGCUGCUCUUCCUCAAGAAGGCCUGGGUCGAGUACUACCCCAUGGGCGUCAUCGGCAUCAUCGUCCCCUGGAACUAUCCGUUCCACAACGUGGCGUCGGCGGCCGUGGCGGCUCUGUUCGCCGGCAACUCGGCGGUGAUCAAGGUGUCGGAGUGCUCGCUGUCGUCCAAGGACUACUUCGAGAAGCUGUUCCGCAAGGUGCUGGCCGCCCGCGGCCACAACCCCGAGCUGGUGACCCUCAUUGUGGGCGAGGGCGAGACCGGCGCCGCCCUGGUCAAGUCCGGCGUCGACAAGAUUCUCUUCAUCGGCUCGCCCGCCGUCGGCAAGCGCGUCAUGGAGGGCGCCUCGGCCAACCUCACCCCCGUCAUCCUCGAGCUCGGCGGCAAGGACCCCUUCAUCGUGUUGGAGGAUGCUGAUCUGGACCACGCCACGGAGGUCGCCCUGCGCGGAGUGUUCGUCAACUGCGGACAGAACUGCAUCGCCGCCGAGCGCAUCUACGUGCACAACAAAAUUCUGCCCAAGUUCGAGGAGGUGGUGGCCAAGAAGGUGGCGGCCUUCCGUCAGGGCGCGAGCGUGAACGGCGGCUGCUUCGACGUGGGCUCGAUGACCAUGCCCCGCCAGCUCGAGAUCGUCGACGAACUCGUGCAGGCCGCCAUUCAGGACGGCGCCAAGGUCCUCGCCGGCGCCAAGCGUGACGAGAAGCCCGGCCUGUUCUACCGUCCCACCGUGUUGAGCAACGUCAACCACUCGAUGCGCAUUGUGAACGAGGAGGUCUUCGGCCCGGUGAUGCUCAUCAUCCCGUUCAGCUCCGACGACGAGGCCGUGCGCCUGGCCAACAGCACCGAAUACGCCCUGGGCAGCUCCAUCUUCAGCGGCAACGCCGCGCGUGCGCAUGAGGUGGCGCGUCGCGUGGUGGCCGGCAUGGCGACCAUCAACGACUUUGGCGUGGGCUACCUCAUCCAGAGCCUGCCCUUCGGCGGCACCAAGAUCUCCGGCUUCGGCCGCUUCGGCGGUGCCGAGGGCCUUCGCGAGUUCUCCCGCCAGAAGUCGGUCGUCACCGACCGCUUCCCCGGCGUGCUCACCAAGGCGCCGGCGUUCACCAAGUACCCCAUCCCGGAGAACGGACCGGCGAUCGUGAAGAACGCCAUCCACUUCUUCUACGGCCCCGAGAGCCCGUCGGGACUCUGGGCCAAGGCCACGCACCUGUGCGCCAUGCUCCAGCUCCUCAUCACCCUCAAGUAG